Messenger RNA from Brettanomyces nanus, 681 nucleotides. RefSeq lists its product as uncharacterized. The transcript has a single exon. The record is from RefSeq and is a predicted model, not a curated record. Lineage: Eukaryota; Fungi; Ascomycota; Pichiomycetes; Pichiales; Pichiaceae. Bases 1 to 681 code for a protein of 226 amino acids.
AUGAACGACGAAAAUAUUGACCCUUCGGAAGAAAUUUACAAGCAAGAAAGAAGUAAGGAUUGCAUUAAAGUAGUAGAUGAUGGUAAUGAUAUUGUGAAAGUGACAGAAGGAAUCCAAGAUUUGAGUACUGGUGACAAAGAGAAGAAAUCCAAGAAAAAACAUCACAGAAAGAAGCACAAUAACAAGCAAUUGAAAAGAGAGGAAGAAGAAGUGGAAAACAAAAAGAGACAACCACUUGGAGAAGCGUCAGGACAGAAGCAGGCCAACAGACAAGGAGAAAAGGGUUCUCAUAAGGUAAACGGGAACAAAGGAGGUAAGAAGUAUCGUAAAGGAUGGAUUCCAGAGCCGCGGUAUUGGGGAUAUUAUCCUCCACCAGGUGGUAAAAAGCCACAAGAAGGACGUAAUACAGGAUACUACGGAUAUUAUGGGCCUAAUCCGUUUUCUCAGAAGCAGAAGAGUCGUAGUCGCCGGUAUAAGAAGAGAGGUGGAGUACAGACAGGAAGAACAGAGCAAGCAGGGAAACCAGAGGAAUUAAAGGAACCAAGGAAACCAGAUGACUCAAAGGAAUCAAAGGAACCAGGGAAACCAGAUGACUCAAAGGAAUCAAAGGAACCAGGGAAACCAGAUGACUCAAAGGAACCACAGAGAACGCCAGUUCCAGUUCCAAAGCCUCUUUCAUAG